Naegleria lovaniensis is the source of this 1740-nucleotide messenger RNA. RefSeq lists its product as uncharacterized. The transcript has a single exon. The record is from RefSeq and is a predicted model, not a curated record. Lineage: Eukaryota; Heterolobosea; Eutetramitea; Acrasida; Naegleriidae. Bases 1 to 1740 code for a protein of 579 amino acids.
AUGUCUCAGCAAAUCGAUCAAUUUCCCAUUGUCAGUAUCAAUUCAACACAAUCCAUUACGCCGUUGAUUACCUUCGGUCCAAUAUCCAUUGCUAGCCUAUCCUAUAUACUCACAGCAAAUGGACAAGUUUUUAUGAAUGGUCCUCCUGUGAAUACUGUACAUCAUCCUUUUCAUUCUACGUUAUGGGAAUUUUCUUUUCGAAUACAUGAUGGUGCUCUUCGAAACCACUAUUAUGUCCUUGUAACGAAAACAGAAAAAUCUCCAAUGAACCAUGACACCAGUAUCGAUCGGAUGCACAUGCCAUUUCAUUCCAUUCAUUAUUCUUGCCAAGCUUGUGAAUCACUUGAAUCACUCACUCAAGAUCACUUGUCUAAUCUUGUUAAAAUAUAUUGCCAUCCAGCCAAGUAUGAAGAUGCUUGCUCCUUGUUAGGUUCAAGAGCUGAAUUAUUAGAAAUUGUACAAACGACCAAAUUACCAUUCUAUUCCAAUGGAUAUUUAUUACCGAGUUUUAUCUUUGAAAAUGAGAGAAUUAAAUGUAUGGAUUGUCAUCAUGGUGAAAGCAGUAUUAUGGCAUUUGUCACAGAAUCGAAUAAUAUUUAUGUAUUUGGAAUUGACGGAUUGGUCGGAAGAAGUAUUUAUUUGAGGCAUGGUUAUUAUAGCGAGAAACGAAUGGCAUGUCAACUUCGACCACCUAAAAGUGUUUUCAAACAUUCGAGUGUAGUUUCAAAAGACCGUUCCAGUCUUGAUCCGAAGAAUCAUCAUGAUGAUGGAGCUUGUUUCAUGACAAGUGAUCACUUUCAAAUAGAGAGUAUCAAAUGUGGCACUCGUGUCAUUGUCUUGCAAUGCAAAAAUAAGGAAAUAUUUGUUGCAGGAGAUAAUUCAAUGAGAUGUAUUGGGUUGGAUGCUCCAUCCUUUUAUGGAAUUUUAACAAGUUUGAGGUUUUCAAAAAGUGCACAUCAAGUAUUAAGAAAUGAAAUGCACAUUUCACAGAUUGUAUGUGGACAAUCAUUUGUUGCAUACUUGACAGAAAAUGGAAAUGUCUUUUACACUGGGUCAUUGGAAAAGAAGUAUUCUGAGAAAAUUGAACGAUUGAACAUACUCGGUGUGAUGAGAAAUCAUGAGAGUGACACUUAUAAUGAAAUUCAAGACACAAACGACCACUCGAGUAAGGUGAAAAAAAUUUCAUGUUGGGGAAAAGCACUCGCAUGUUUAAUGUCCGACAGGAAAACGGUAAAUUAUAUCGUGAGUGGAUUGAAAAUGAAACGAAUUCAAAUGGAAUGUUGUGAACCUAUUGAAGAUUUAUGUUGUUGUGGCGAAGACUCUUUGAGAGUAUUAUUGACCUGUCAUGAUUCACAAUGUUUGAAAAGUGUUGGAUUGGCCUUCUCCGAGAAUGGUAUUUCAAGUUUUGCAUCUCAUGCAUUGGCUUCCCAUAAUAAUAAGAUGAUGACCAUUCGUUAUCAGGAGAAUAUUUCAACCAUCCGUGAAUUUCAACCCAAGGAGACGGAAUUGAGCAAGUUCACACUUGGAAAAGUGGUCAAGUUGACCCAAGAAGGUCACGCUUACUUUCAGAGUCAUAGUUUGAUUUGUACCAUUGAGAGUAAGGAUCUUCAAAUCAUGAAGAGAAAUUUAUCCAAAGUGUUGCGAGUGCAUUUUCAAUCGGAUAUUGAUAUUGUUGUGGAAGAGGGUCUGUGUAGUGCUUUCUGGAUGAAACCAAGUAGGUGCAACCAUUCCAUUCGUUGA